AUGCCCCUCAAGUUUAAAGCUCUUAGAUACAACAACAACAGCACCCCCAUCACUCUUAAGGAAACCCAAUUUGCCGAUGUGGAGGAGUUGCCUACAGGCUAUAAGGUGCCUGACAAGAAGGUGUUGGUUAGGGUCCACUAUGCUGCGUUGAACCCAAUUGACUUUUUGUUGAAAAAUGCCGCCACGUGCUGGAUUUUCCGUGGGGAAAGAGGUUUUGCCUCCGACUACUCUGGUGAGGUUGUGGCUUUGGGUGCUGAGGCCGCUAAGGAGACCGGCCUCAAGGUUGGCGACAGGGUCAAUGGCUUGAACCAGAUCCCUUUUGGCAACGGCACUGCGGCCCAGUACACUUUGGUAGAUCCAUUUUCUGAGGCUGGGUGCUCGAUCAGAAAAACCCCUGAUAGUCUCCCCUUGGACCAGGCGGCAUCUUAUCCUUUGGUGCUUGGAACUGCCCAGUCUUUCUUCAAUGAGGUCGACAAGAAGAACGCCUUGAAAAAGGUGUUGAUCAUUGGUGCAGGUACUUCGGUGGGAAGGUACACUGUGCAGCUUGCAAAGAAGGUGUACAACGUUGGCGAGGUGGUGGUUACAUGUUCAGGCAAGUCGGCAGACUUGAUCACCAGUUUGGGCGCCGACAAGAUCAUCGACUACACAAAGCACAAGUCGAUUUUGCAGCCUGUUUUGGAGCUGGUGAAGGAAUCGGGUAAAUUCGAUGCAAUUUUCGAUUGCGCCGGUAACUCGGACUUGUUCCCUGAGAUCCUCAACAUCAUCCAAGAUAAAGCCCACCACGGAUAUUACGGCUCAAUUGCCGGCGACAGCAAGCUCAAGUACGGCUCAGACUCCUUGACGGGUCUUUUUAUAAGCAAUUUAAACGGUGGCAUCAGACUCCUCGCCUCCCGGUUGGGUUACUACAAAUACAACUAUCAUCUCGUCAAGCUUCAUUCGGGUGAAAAGUGGGCCGACAAGGCCAUCAAGUACCAGAGCGAGUUGGGAAUUGUCAAUUCCAUCGACAGCGAGUGGCCUGCUGACGAGUAUCAGAAGGCGUUGGAUCGUCUUGCUUCCAACCGCGCCAGCGGUAAGGUGUUGAUCAAGUUUGCUGAUUAG
Molecule: messenger RNA, 1098 nt
Organism: Candidozyma auris
Lineage: Eukaryota; Fungi; Ascomycota; Pichiomycetes; Serinales; Metschnikowiaceae
Gene: YIM1
Product: Yim1p
Exons: 1
Coding region: 1-1098 (365 amino acids)
Cellular component (GO): mitochondrion
Molecular function (GO): oxidoreductase activity
Source: RefSeq, a predicted model, not a curated record